AUGAAUCCUCCAGGAGCUCUAGGAGUCUUAGAGGAGAAAGAGGACGAACACUUAUCAACACCGAGUCUCGGACCCUCGAUACAUUCAGAUGACCCUCAGGAGCGGAUCCAGGCCAGGCGCCUUCGCAUUGCUGCACGCCUGGAAGCCCGGAGAAGGGAAGCACUUGGAGAAUAUUUAGAUGGGAAGAAGGAGAGUGAGGAAGACCAAAGCAAGAGCUACAAGCAGAAAGAAGAAAGCAGACAGAAAUUGGCUAAACUGCUGCUCUGUGGCACUGAGCUGUUGACAAAUAUUCAGGUUGCUACAGAUAUCAGAGAGAUACAACGGAGAGUCGAAGAAGAGGAAGUAAAGCGUCAGAGACUUGAGAAACUGGAGAAUGAAGUUAAGACCAGCCAGGACAAGUUUGAUGAGAUCACUGCAAAGUGGGAGGAGGGCAAGCAGAAGAAAAUUCCCCAGGAGCUGUGGGACAUGCUCAACAGCCAGCAGCUGCAUUGUGCUGGGCUGAUAGAAGAUAAGAACAAACUGAUCAAUGAGUUACAGCAGAAAGCAUUUGAAGUAGAACGCCAGGAGCUACUGACCAGUAACAAGAAGAAGUGGGAGCGAGCACUGCAGGCUCAUAAUGCCAAAGAGCUGGAGUACCUUGUAAACUGCAUUAAGAAAGUAGAGGAAUAUGAGAAGCAGCUAAACCAGCAGAGGAUCUGGGACUGUGAAGAGUACAGCAUGAUCAAAAUCAAGCUGGAGCAGGAUGUGCAGGUUCUUGAACAACAGCUUCAGCAGAUGAAAGCAACUUAUCAGCUAAACCAAGAAAAAUUAGAGUACAACUUCCAGGUGUUGAAAAAGAGAGAUGAAGAAAGCACAGUGAUUAAAUCCCAACAGAAGAGGAAGAUCAACCGAUUGCACGAUGUACUUAACAAUCUGAGAUCAAAAUAUACCAAGCAGGUAAAGCAGUUUCAGGAGGAGAACCAGUCACUAACCUCCGACUACAAACGUCUUGUGCUGCAGUUUAAGGAGCUACAGAGAGCCAUGAGGCAUUUUGCUCUUAUUGAUGAUGAGAAGUUUCGGGAGAUUUGGCUGAUGAAUGAAGAGGAGGCAAAGGAUUUGAUAAGCAGAGCCUUUGAUGUAGACAGAAUCAUCUGUACCCAUCAUCUGGGACUUCCUUGGACAGCACCUGAUUUCUGGUUCCUGAAGAAUAAAGGACCUAUUUCUCAGCAGCCAAAGAAAUCCGCCACAGAAAUAGUAGAAGAGGUGCUGAUGCAUACAGAAGACGAGGGCUCAGAAGAGAUGGUCUCAGAACUAGAGUCUUACCUGGACCUGCCAAAGCAAGUUUCAGCAAAAACUACCAGAAAGAUCCUGAUGCUCCUGUGUGACGAGUCGGGGUUUCUCAUUGAGAACAAGCUGCUGAGCCUCCUCCUGCCCCUGGAGAAGAGCGAGUGCUAUCUGCUGAGAUUGGAUGCCAUCUUCUCAGCCCUUGGCAUUGAAAGUGAAGAUGACUUGUAUAAACUGGUGAACUUCUUCCUCAAAUACCAAGCGCAUCAUUUACCCUCUAGCCAGGUAAGUUGCCGUACCAUCAAAAAGUUUUCGAAUAUUUUGGGAGCUCCCAAACUCACUGACCAACUGAGGGUGAUGGUCGUACCAGAGCUGGCAGAGAAAGUGCCCCUCGAGGCAGGAAAAAAGGAAACCCGUUCAGAGGGUGACCAUGAAGAGCAGGAGACCCCACCUUCACCCAGCCUCAUCCACCCCAAUGAGGUCCUCAAAGUUAUGGAGGCCUUUGUCAUGAGUCUCAACAAGUCCAGGGACCCCAGAAUGCCACUGAAGGUGCAGAAGGAAGUGCGCGAUGACUCCAAGGAUUCCCAGUACUGGAAGGCCCUGUCCAACGUUGUCCCUCCUGCCAAGCACAAUCUCUGGGACGCUCUGUACACUGCCUUGGAAAAGUACCACCUUAUUCUGACAGAGAGGGCCAAGCUGCUGAUGGAAAAUGAUUCUUUGGAGCAGCAGAAUACAGAACUCCAACUGCUGCUGCAACAGUAUCUAGAUUCCAAGAUAAACUCUGAGCUGCAAGUGCCGCCAACUCAGGUGUUCCGGGUACCCAUCAAAGAGAGCUAG
This is a messenger RNA of Chrysochloris asiatica (Cape golden mole), 2100 nucleotides long. RefSeq names its product dynein regulatory complex subunit 1 homolog (Chlamydomonas) (gene DRC1). Gene Ontology annotation, biological process: cilium-dependent cell motility; regulation of cilium movement; axonemal dynein complex assembly. Bases 1 to 2100 code for a protein of 699 amino acids. Lineage: Eukaryota; Metazoa; Chordata; Mammalia; Afrosoricida; Chrysochloridae. The record is from RefSeq and is a predicted model, not a curated record. Gene Ontology annotation, cellular component: axonemal dynein complex; axoneme. The transcript is spliced from 16 exons.